UAUGCCGCCGAAGCACGUGGUUCGAUAACCUCCCUCCUCACUGAACGGGGCGGCCCGGUGUAACUCGUGUGUCUUUUAAUUCUACUCGGAAGGAGUAGUACAUUGUUUUACGUCGUGGACAUAGUUUUUACCCAUGCUGUUGAUUUAAAUAAUACUAUAUGCAUUCGCUGCUGUGCGAAUAGGUGAAAAUAAGGGCCUUUUAUCUCUGCCACGUGUUACUGGAGAACAGUUUUAAUGCUUCAUCGAAACAUUGGCAACACACUGGAUGAAGAGGUUAUGGAAUAUUUCAGUGAUCACAACUCCAACAAAGUUUAUCAAAGUUUUAACAACAUUUUUGACAACACCAGUGACUUUGGUUUUCUGGUGGACCGACGGCCUCAGGGCCGACAACCUGAUAAUGUUGAAGACUGCCUUAACUGUAAUGGACUCAACAGUUGCUCUCAACAGAGAAGUGGAUUUGUACAGGGAAACAUGUCCAGCUUGUACUACUCUCAACCACCAUGCCAGAAUGGUGGUAGCAUCGGGGGAGGGCUUUCUGGGCUAUCUUAUGGUGGCCUCAAGGUCACAGACCUCAUGUCCCUCAACAGAAUUUUGAGGCAGAACAUUUCUGGCACUCCAAGUGCAUGUUCUGGCUAUAGGGCUAUUAGAUCUGCAUCGCCUCCCUUGUCUUACAGUGACCAGGGCAGUCCAACAGUCGAAAGGGGACUUAACUUUGGCUGUGACAUGUUCAAAGAAACACGGAGUCUCUCUCCAGAAUCUGACACGAGCGGCAUCAGCUGUGGCACAGAACUAAGUAGCAUCUCUGAUCUGAUGAAUUCCUUGUCAUUAUCAACAAGCCCUGGCUCAACAUGUCUGCCACCCAUCAGCAAUCGCCUGGACCUAGACUCCCCACUGAGUUCAUCUGUUCCAUUUUUUACUGAUCAGCGCUGGUCCCCCUCAAAUUGCUGCUUUGGACCCACUUACGGUGACAUGGACAAUAUUGAAAAGGCAGCCAAGCUGCACAGGUCCGCUGCAUCAUUUUCUGAGGCGACCUGCUGUUGGAGUGGAACGCUCCCUCAGCGCUGCUUACGAAGUGGGUCCUAUUCCUGCAAAGUUUUUCUCGGUGGCGUACCCUGGGAUAUCUCUGAGCCAGGCCUUGUGGAGGCAUUUGCUCCAUUUGGUAACAUUAAGAUCCAAUGGCCGACAAAGGAGAAGAACCUGAGCUUCCCACCAAAGGCUGGCUACGUGUAUGUGAUCUUCGAAAAUGAGAAGCAAGUGAAGACCCUGCUUCAGGCAUGCACCCAGGACUAUCAGAAUGGGGGCAACUGGUACUACAAGAUUUCAUCAAGGCGUAUGCGGUCCAAAGAAGUGCAGGUGAUACCGUGGUCAUUGAGUGACAGCAACUAUGUGCGCUGCCCAUCUCACCGCUUGGAUCCUGGCAAGACUGUCUUUGUUGGGGCUCUACACGGGAUGCUAAAUGCGGAAGGCUUGGCUCACGUCAUGAACGAGCUCUUCGGUGGGGUGUUGUACUCUGGCAUUGACACUGACAAGUACAAGUAUCCUAUAGGUUCCGGUAGAGUGACCUUCAACAACCAAAGGAGUUUCAUGAAAGCUGUAACAGCUGCUUUUGUUGAAAUCAAGACUCAAAGAUUUUCUAAGAAGGUACAGGUGGAUCCCUACCUGGAGGAUGCUUUGUGCUCAACAUGUCACCAAAAGCAGGGCCCCAUCUUCUGCAGGGAUCAGGCGUGCUUCCGCUACUUUUGCCGCCCCUGUUGGCAGUGGCAACAUUCCCUAGACAGCAUGCGCAGCCACAAGCCUCUAAUGCGCAACAAGUCCAACCGCUGAAUGCAAACCCCCUUCUUACUUCGUUUGUGUGGACACUUGUUUUCUAACCAGAGAAUGUGCUUAGUACAUCGCGGGGUGGGUGCCUUUGAAAGCUAUUUUUUUCUCCCCUGUUGUUUGUUAGUAUGAGUCACUAAUAUAAAAGAAAAAAAUUGUUGACACUUUUUGUACUGUUCUUGAGUGGAGUGGAAGGCCCCCUAUUUCUUUUGUGUAUCAGCACUUGAUCCUUUUGCCUAUUGCUCCUUUCAAAUCGAACAAGUUGUUUUUAAGUUGCGGGCAACAUGUGCCUGGUGUGAUAUUACGAUCGCUACUAGUAUUUUUGUUUGUGUGUGUGGUACAGGGGCGUAUUUAUUAGUUUUAUUUGUACAGAUCUAGGCAUGUGAUAAAGCCACGUGUGACCCCCUAUUCCCCCCUUUCAAGAGACUGCCUUUACCAUUCUUAAGACCGUUUUAAGAAACGCCUCCUCUUGUUCUUAACGGGCAUGUGCUGCAUUGCCAGGCAUUAGUUCCGCACUAUUAGCUCUACUAGUCAAGGUGUACUUUUGUUUCAUGCACUAAUGCAGUCCACUGCAUUUCUUGACUGUUCUGAACGGUGUUAAAUGCUGUGAUGUUUUUAUAUUCCAGAUGAAACAUUUUAUCCAGCAUGUUGAGUGUUUAAAAAAAAAAAAAACAUGAAGGGAGCUAGGAUGAACAUAUUACCGGUAGCCUCUACGGAUAUGACCUUGGCACGAAUUACGGACCAAAUUUUGUGGAUUGGAAUUUGAUGGGAUUUUGGUUAUGCCUGAAUUCUUUACAUCUGGAUGGUUGUAAAGAUUCAGGAAUCUCUGCAUUGGGUUAUGUGUGUGCAUUGGGAACUCCCUCACCAAUGUUCUCUAUAAUCCUGUAGUGGAAUAAAGAUUUGCAUUGUAACUUGCA
This is a messenger RNA of Ornithodoros turicata, 2735 nucleotides long. It is a transcript of the gene orb, whose product is annotated as cytoplasmic polyadenylation element-binding protein 1-like. The record is from RefSeq and is a predicted model, not a curated record. Gene Ontology annotation, molecular function: translation factor activity, RNA binding; mRNA regulatory element binding translation repressor activity; ribosome binding. The transcript is spliced from 9 exons. Lineage: Eukaryota; Metazoa; Arthropoda; Arachnida; Ixodida; Argasidae. The coding region runs from base 235 to 1824 and encodes 529 amino acids. Gene Ontology annotation, biological process: negative regulation of cytoplasmic translation. Gene Ontology annotation, cellular component: synapse; cytoplasm; neuron projection.